UAGAUGAUAAUAAAACCCUAGCCCCCAACAACCUUUAUUUCGAGUUUAGGGUUUCUUUGCUCACUGCAAUCUAGCAGAGGUAAGUAAUCAAAAGAAGCAGCCGGGCUCGAGAAUCUGUAACCAUGGGUCGUAUGCACAGCCGAGGUAAGGGUAUUUCAGCAUCCGCUUUGCCUUACAAGAGAACUCCGCCUAGUUGGUUGAAGAUCUCUUCUCAAGAUGUUGAGGAGAACAUUUGCAAGUUUGCAAAGAAGGGUUUGACCCCAUCACAAAUCGGUGUCAUCCUCCGUGAUUCUCAUGGUAUUGCACAGGUGAAGAGUGUCACCGGCAGCAAGAUUUUGCGUAUACUGAAAGCCCAUGGCCUUGCUCCGGAAAUUCCUGAGGAUCUCUACCACCUGAUUAAGAAAGCUGUUGCUAUCAGAAAGCAUCUUGAACGGAACAGGAAAGACAAGGAUUCCAAAUUUAGGUUGAUCCUGGUCGAGAGCAGAAUUCACCGUCUUGCCCGAUAUUACAAGAAGACAAAGAAGCUUCCACCAGUGUGGAAAUAUGAAUCUACCACCGCCAGCACUCUUGUGGCUUAGACCCGACAGUUCAAGUCUUCUAGGGCCAAUUGACAUUCUCCUGAAUAUGCAGGGUUAAACUUUUGGUAUUAAUGCUUUUUAAAGAACUAGUUCAUUUAUGUCUGAAAUUGAGAUACUUGGGAAGGAAAUAUUAUGUUUAGUGUGUCAGAAUUAUCUAUCUUAUAUUUUUCAUUUAAUUUGAAACGUUUUUUUAUUU
Hibiscus syriacus is the source of this 774-nucleotide messenger RNA. RefSeq names its product 40S ribosomal protein S13. Gene Ontology annotation, biological process: translation. Gene Ontology annotation, cellular component: cytosolic small ribosomal subunit; ribosome; nucleolus. Bases 123 to 578 code for a protein of 151 amino acids. The transcript is spliced from 5 exons. Gene Ontology annotation, molecular function: small ribosomal subunit rRNA binding; structural constituent of ribosome. The record is from RefSeq and is a predicted model, not a curated record. Lineage: Eukaryota; Viridiplantae; Streptophyta; Magnoliopsida; Malvales; Malvaceae.